Saprolegnia parasitica CBS 223.65 is the source of this 706-nucleotide messenger RNA. RefSeq lists its product as hypothetical. Gene Ontology annotation, molecular function: FMN binding. The record is from RefSeq and is a predicted model, not a curated record. The transcript has a single exon. The coding region runs from base 5 to 634 and encodes 209 amino acids. Lineage: Eukaryota; Oomycota; Saprolegniomycetes; Saprolegniales; Saprolegniaceae.
CGCGAUGUUCUGCCUCCACGUAACCCACGCGAUCAGACGUCGGUGCAGGACGAUGGCGACGAGCCCCAGCGUGAGCCGCUUGGCGCCCUGGAAGCAGCGCCUUCAGGAAGCGAUUGAAGCCAACCGACACAUCCCAGGCACGCACUACCUGCAGAUGGCGACGGUGGCCCAAGACGGUGCGCCGCAAUGCCGGACAGUUGUCUUCCGUGGCUUUGAAGGCGAGACGGGCAUGACCAUGAUCACGGAUGCGCGCAGUGCCAAGGUUGCCCAGCUGCAAGCGAAUCCCGCAUGCGAGGUGGCUUGGUGGCUGCCGCAGAAUGGCGAGCAGUUCCGCAUCGCGGGCCACGUGCAGCUCGUGACGCCCGACGACGACGCCGCUGGCUUGCGCGCGCAGCUGUGGCACAAACUGCGCGAGAGCAUGCGGCAGCAGUUCUUUUGGCCGCAGCCCAACACGCCAUUUGUCGACGCGCCCGUGCCGGUGGUGACGUCGGCAACGCCGCCACUGACAUUUCUUGUGCUCGUGCUUCGGCCGCAGCAGGUCAAGUACCUUCGUCUCCACGACAGCUUUGCCCAAGUCGACACGCUUAAUGCCUCGGACGAUCCCGCGUGGGUGUCCCGUCGGAUCAACCCCUAGCAGCAUCUGCACGUCUCCUCCAACAAUCAAAAUGAGACGAAGCUCGUUGCUCGAUGAUACAUACCCACCCAC